Molecule: messenger RNA, 1365 nt
Organism: Purpureocillium takamizusanense
Lineage: Eukaryota; Fungi; Ascomycota; Sordariomycetes; Hypocreales; Ophiocordycipitaceae
Exons: 7
Coding region: 1-1341 (446 amino acids)
Biological process (GO): monoatomic cation transport; transmembrane transport
Cellular component (GO): membrane
Molecular function (GO): monoatomic cation transmembrane transporter activity
Source: RefSeq, a predicted model, not a curated record
AUGGAUGUUCACGGCCCCGGAUCCGAUGUGGACGGCAAAGUGCAAGAUCCCAUCCACCCACAGGAUGUCGCAGGCUGCGUUACGCCAGCCGAGCAGUCAGAUCCUCGCUCCGGUACUCCGCAGAAUAACAUAUCUUUGAAGCGUGAAGAGGUCGAUGCCUUGGCGCCUAGUACCGCAGAAGAAGUUGCCGCCGCACCGAUUGUUAUCCACCGCGAUGUCCUUGAACGCGCCAAAUUCGAUGAUACACAUAUCAAAAAGCUUGCGGAGAAUCAUCGACUUCGUCAGAGACGAAAGAUCAAGAAGUUCUAUGCCAACCAAAACGAACUGAUAGACCAAUUUCUCGGAGUCGAAGAUGAAGAACGUCUCGCCUCAGAUGAAGAGAUACACAUGCGACCGAGGAUCAAGUUCGCCGUUUAUGCCUCCUUUGCUGUCAACGUCUGUCUCUUCAUCAUUCAACUGUAUGCUGCUAUAUCCACGGGAUCCUUGGCUCUUUUCGCAACGGCUGCCGAUGCCUUUAUGGAUCUGGUGUCGUCCACUGUGAUGUUGAUCACAUCGAAACUUGCACAGCGACCGAGCGUCUAUAAAUUUCCAGUUGGCCGGACAAGGAUUGAGCCCAUUGGUAUCAUUGUCUUUUGCGCUCUGAUGGCUACAGUUGCCGUGCAACUGCUGAUUGAAUCGGCUCGAUCACUUGCCGGGGGAGAACGAGAAUCGACUCCUCUGCAAAUUGUACCUCUAACCCUCGUUGGGGUGGCCAUAUUUUCCAAGAGCUCUUUGAUGAUAUAUUGCUACUUCUACAGGCGAUUUCCGUCUGUGAAAGUCUUCUUCGUGGACCAUCGCAACGACAUCGUCGUGAACAUCUUCGGCCUCGUCAUGUCCAUCGUGGGCGACCACUUCAUCUGGUACCUGGACCCCGUGGGAGCAAUCUGCAUCGCCCUUAUCAUCCUCUUCUCAUGGGCGGCAAAUGCUUUUGAGCAGGUGUGGCUGCUUGCUGGCAAAGGCGCGCCGAGAACUUACGUUUCUCGGCUCAUCUAUGUGGCACUGACACACAGCCCGCACAUCCUGAAGGUAGACACGUGCCGUGCAUACCAUGCCGGGCAGAGAUACUUUGUAGAAAUCGACAUCGUCAUGGACGCGGACACACCGCUGAAGAUCUCCCAUGACGUCGGCCAGUCGCUGCAGCGCAAGCUCGAAGGAUUGGCCGAUGUCGAAAGAGCGUUUGUGCACGUCGACUAUGACUCUGAACACAACGUUCACGAAGAGCAUAAACCACUCUACGAGGCGUUCAAGUCGAGAGACUUGAAAAGCAGACUUGUCUCUUUGGCCAAAAAAUUUGGGCACUGACCAUCGGCUUGUACUGGCCUUACU